UUAUAUCUCAGACACUGCUUAUACUUCAUUGCUCACAUAUUUCUAACACCACCAAAAUCAAUGGCCUCAACAACCAAAAUUACAGGCGCCAUUGCCACCACAUUUCUCCUAUUUUCAAUUCUAAUUUCAUCCGGCGAGGCACAAAUAUCACCGAUGGGGGCGGCUUCAGGGCCAUCGAUGGCGAUGGCCCCGGCCGCUCCGAGCCCCGGGUUGGAUUGCUUGUCAGUGUUGGUGAAUAUGUCAAGUUGCUUAACAUUUGUAGAACAAGGAAGCAACUUGACUAAGCCAGAUAAAGAGUGUUGCCCUGAACUUGCUGGAUUAGUGGAUAGUAACCCAAUUUGCUUGUGCCAAUUGCUUGGUGAUCCUGAUAAACUUGGUGUCCAGAUUGAUAUUAGUAGGGCUCUUAAACUUCCUAAUAUCUGCAGUGUAGAAACUCCACCAGUUAGCACUUGCGCAGCUUUAGGUAUCCCAGUUGCAGCUCCAACAGCAAGUGAUGAAUUAACUCCUGCUCUUUCACCUGGAGGAUUUGCCUCAAGCCCUACAUCUGAUAACAAAGAUAAAAAUGCAGCUCAAACCAUGGCAUUCUCCAAGAUGAACAUCGUUCUUGGCUUUGGAAUAAUUAUGUUUUUCACAGCUAUUUUCUGAUUGGCCAACAAUUCUUGGAAUUGACCACUUUGAAUUCUUGGUAGAUACUACAGCUUGGAUCAUUCUUAGAGACACCAAUAAAUUCUUAGGGAGUUUUUAUUUUGUAAUUUCUCAUUAUCUUUUCCAUUCUUGAUUGUAUCGAUAUUCUAGUGACAUCGAUGAAUUUUGCGUAUUCUUAUUCUGUAAUGUUUACUACGACUUUUAAUUAAGUUGUUAUUUGUUGAGAAAUUAAGUUGUUAUUUGUUGAGAACUUGA
This is a messenger RNA of Nicotiana attenuata, 900 nucleotides long. RefSeq names its product non-specific lipid transfer protein GPI-anchored 2-like. The coding region runs from base 61 to 645 and encodes 194 amino acids. Lineage: Eukaryota; Viridiplantae; Streptophyta; Magnoliopsida; Solanales; Solanaceae. The record is from RefSeq and is a predicted model, not a curated record. The transcript has 3 exons.